AAGGAAAAUGUUGCAGCAGCAUCAGAAAACAGUCUAAUUAGUACCCCUGUCGAGCAUGCUCCGGUGUCUACCACUUCUGCUGCUCCUGCACCGCACGCUUCAGCACCUCAGCCUGCUACUGCUGCUCAAAAUCCAGCCAGCCUGAUGACACCACCAGCAACCACCUCAGUCGUGCAGGAGUCGUUCUCCUCCUCCUUCCAAAGUUUCAACCGGCAUUCUUCCACCUCCAUCAGCUACCAGUCACAGAAGAGAAACACAAGCCAGUCAUAUACACCAAUACCAGUUUCUGGAAGCUACGGUGAAAGUCCUGCUGCUUCUGGUACUUCAAAACCAAGAGUUGUUACUACUGCCAGCAUAAAGCCCUCUGUCUACCAGCCAGCACCAGCACCAGCACCAGUUCAUUCCUACACCCCAGCCAACACGGAGCCUGCAAGUCGCCCUCCCUGGGUAACAGAUGACUCCUUUUCCCAGAAAUUUGCACCUGGAAAAUCCACCACCACUGUCACAAAGCACAUCCUACCAAGGGGUGCUCCAGUGCCAUCUCCUGCCUCAACCUCUGCUUACCCAUCUCCAGUUCCAACUUCUUCCCAGCCUCCAAUAGCCCGGGGAACAGUUCAGAGGGCUGAGCGUUUCCCAGCCAGCAGCCGAACUCCUCUCUGUGGGCACUGCAACAGCAUCAUUCGAGGUCCUUUCCUGGUAGCCAUGGGUCGCUCUUGGCACCCAGAAGAAUUCAACUGUGCCUACUGCAAGACAUCCUUGGCUGAUAUGUGCUUUGUGGAGGAGCAGAAUAGUGUGUACUGUGAGCGCUGCUAUGAACAGUUCUUUGCACCAACCUGUUCCCGGUGCCACACUAAGAUCAUGGGGGAAGUGAUGCAUGCCCUAAGACAGACUUGGCACACAAGUUGCUUUGUCUGUGCUGCUUGUAAGAUGCCAUUUGGAAAUAGCCUGUUUCACAUGGAGGAUGGGGAACCUUACUGUGAGAAAGAUUAUAUUGCUUUGUUCAGCACAAAAUGCCAUGGCUGUGAUUAUCCUGUUGAAGCUGGAGACAAAUUCAUUGAAGCUCUUGGACACACUUGGCAUGAUACCUGCUUCAUUUGUGCUGUAUGCCAUGUGAAUUUGGAAGGUCAGCCAUUCUACUCCAAGAAGGAUAAGCCACUGUGCAAGAAGCAUGCCCAUGCCAUCAAUGUUUAAAAGAAGAGUUGGUAGUCAGUAAUGCUGGGGUAAAACAGAUGACUAACUGGGCAAUCAUAAAGUUGAUAACCAUGGCUAGCAUUUCCCUUGGUAAAAGCUAGGCAGUUGGUACUUCAGAAGUUUAACUUUAUCCUCUUUCAUAAAUGCAGAACGUGCUUUUUUUGCAAGGUUCACAUGAAAACCUGAAUGAACAGUCAAAACCAACUGAACUAAUGAACUAGUCCGUUAUUAGAGCAACAGCUGGGGAAAAUCUUGAAAUUAAUUGAAAACCUUAAUAUAAAAAGUAAUGUGCAAAUACAGUUUCAGUUGAACUACCCACAGCAGUUUUACUGCUUAGACCACACACUGGUGUUUAAAAACAACUGGAAAAAUCCUUUUGUAGCAAGUCAUUUUCUUUCACAGCAAGAAUGAGUAAGUGCCAUAUGUACAGUCAUCUGUAGAACCAAAGGCCAUAGCUUUCAAAGGGAAAUAAAUAGAUUAGGGCUUCCUCUAUGAAAGUGAGUGCUAUUCCAUUAUGUUGUGGUGCUACCUCAUAGCAUCAGAUAUUUUAGAUUCUUUCCAAAUAAGAAGUCUGCCUUGAAUCCAUGUGUAGCUGGGAAGCCUAGGUGACAAUCCAUAACAGUUUGAAAAUGAAGUGGAAAUGGAAUAAUGCCUCCCAUAACCCAGUAGGAUUGAGAAAAGCAUGCUGGGUCAGCCUUGCCAGGGCACUUGGCUUAUAUGUGUACAGUAGAUCAGUCCACUUUCAAAUCAUAAUGGAAAAGGGACAACUGGCUUUCUCCAAAUUGCUCUGACAUUGAAUGGAAUAGAGCUAUCUGGAAAUAAGUUUUAAUUUGAAAUAAGUUUUCCUUUCCUCUUGAGGAAAAAAAAAAUAAAUUUAAAGUCUCUUUGGAUUCUAAUUCCCAUUGAUACCAGAGGGAGGUAGAAAUCUACAUCUGGACCUUCACACUGAUGAAUACAGAAGAAACACAUCCAUCUAGCACAGCCAGGAAGUGGAAGAUUCCCUUUUCUAUCUCACAUAAUUACGAAAAAGGCAUUUUUUUUUCCUAUAGUAAAUUAACAUUGAUUAAAAAUUCAUAAGGCAGCAGGCACACACUCUGUAUUACUUUCCUUAGUUUAAAUGCAACACAUCAUUAAUUGUAGCAGUAUUUGCCAUUGUAAAACAGUAGCUAAGUUCUGACAAUUAGGAUAACCAUACAGUCACCUUUUCUAAGAACCAUACAGUCAUCUUUCUUCUAAUAUUUUAAGAACGACUUUCAAGUUGCUCAAACAGUUAUUUAUAGAACAUUUUUUUGGAUUUUUUUCAAAUGAGCAAAACUUGUAGUACUGAUAACACUUCUGAAUUUUUAAAUAGCAAUGACUUUUAUACUGGAGACAGCAGUUCUGUCUGAUGGAGUUAAGAUGGAAAGUCUGAUCACUAUUCAAGUUUUAUUAACUCGUUUAAGUGAGAAUUAUGAUGUGUGUGUUGACAGCUUGCAGUACUGACAGUUUGGAAUUAGUAUUUCUGAGGCUGAGGAUGCAUUCUGUGGGCCACAUGCUGGUGCCAUCUGCACCUAUUUUACCUUGUGCUUUGAGCAACAAAAAAUUACAUAACAUUGUCUGCCUUGCCCCUCCUAUGGGGGCAUAAUGGGUAAUGCCCAUUUUAAGAUAUUUAUGUGUCUCUCGAGGAAUGAAAAACUGUCCAGAGUUUGGGAGAGCAAUAAAAGAAAUUUGGAGUUCUAAUAUGAGAGUUAAGUUAGCUGCAGGCAGUUUGCAUCUUGGACAAAAAUAACAACCUGAACUGCCUGUGGCAGUUUUGACAUGUAUGACCGGUAUUUAUUCAGUAGGUAUCUUAGUUUUCACUGAUCUUAGCAGUGAUCUGACCUGAGUGCUACAGGCUCAGAUUUUUGUAUGCAUGAAUUAGUCUAAAACACUAGUACAUUAUAUGCAAAGCCUUUUUUUUUUCUAUAAGCAAGUAAAUUUUCUGUUUUCAGUCGGUGCUGGGCUGGUAUGAAUAUGGUUCCAUAGAUUACAAAAUCCAAAGAUCUGGCUCACAAUAUUCUCCAGAUUAAUAAAUAGUAAUUAUGGAAGAUAAAUAUUUUUUCCACCCCUAAUUUGACUUCAUUAAAUACAUUUUCACAACAGUGAGAAAAUUCUAGAUUUCCUUUUUUCAAUGUCAUUCUACAAAAUGAUGUCAUUAUCUGUUAUUUGAGAGAAUUCAUAUCAGCAUACUAUAUACUAAGAGUGCAUUGAAGAUAUUCUUUAGACAGAUUUCUGUGUUACCCACUGACUGGGACUAGUCUCUGACUGCAACAUCAAAACAGGGAGUCAGGCUCCAUGGGAAGACACAAAAUGGUAGGGCUUGUGGUGGAAGCCUCAGGAGAAUUUCAGAAGGUCUUUCACCUCUGAUGUGCAUGUAUGUGUGUGUGUGUGUGUCUCAUCCUCCCUCCACCUUCCCCCUCGAUGUCCCUAAAAGCUUCCCUGGCAGCGUGAAGGAUGAAGCAUUCUAGGAUAUGGCCAGAGGUGGAGGGCUGCAGCUUGGGCAGGGCUACAGACUGGGAGAUGUUGUUGACAGACACAGCAUGGCUGAGUCUGUCCCUUCUUGAAGUCCACUGAGGAGCCCAGGCUGGCAGCUGGAGUUGCUGGUUUGGACAGGGCUGUGGGAGAUGGGGAUUUCCAUGUGGGCAGGGGAAGGGGGGCUUGGGUCAGAGAAGGCAGAGUUCCUGCAGCAGCCAGAAUGUAGGGGCUCUGGGGACCCCUGGUUUAGUGUAAAAAGGUAAGGGAAGCCCUUCCUGAGGCUGGGGUUGGAGUGGGGGGAAUAGCCAGGUAAGGCCGGUUUCACCAGGCUGACAUGUUAGGUAGUUGGGGUGGGGCAGAGCGGGAACAGAGGUGGGGGCAUAGCCAGGAUGACUCACUACAGUCAGGGAAAGGGCUUGAAUUAAGAAAUUAGGGUACAAGUAGCUCACAAUAGCCCAGAGAGGUGCUGUGAGUAUGUACAGAAGAGGUGAGCGAGGAUCCAAUCCCAACGUAUUAAACCUGAAGUCAGCGCUGCAGAAAAGUGAACACAACGUCCACAAGCAGAGCUGAGCUGAACCCGUGGGGUGGCAACAGCGAAAAUGCAGCAGCACAGACUUCAGUGGGAGCUGUACUGGCUUGAGAGAAUCCUGAAAAUUUCCUUCUCAAUGGGAGCCGUACAAACUUGAGAGAGUCUUGAAAAUUUCCUUGGGCAGAUAACCUGCACUGUAGCACAUGCCCUGACUCCAGCUGGUGUCUGAGCAAGUGAGAUUAAAGCUAGUUUACAUAUCACUAUAUGAGGUGCAGUGGUAUCUCUGAAUGAAGAACAGAGAUACCCUGAGGAUUAUCAUGUAAUAAAAAUUUCCUGUUAUGACUUGUGCUGCUUCAUAAUGUGGUCCAAAAAUAGGGAAUCCACGUACCCGCCCUUGAUAUCUAUAUUAAGAUAUAAUUUUUGCACAUAUCUGAAUCAGAAAUUUUUGAAUAAUGUAGCAUUUUAACUUUCACAGGGGUAGGAUACCACAUAACUGCUGAUACUCUUCUGCCACAUGUCACCUUUGUGAUAUGGAGAGUGUAAAAUGCAUAUAUAUAAUAUAUAUAUCUAAAAUUCAAAACAUGGCCUUUCAAUUAUCACUGAACAUAAUGUUGUACAAAAAUAUGCAAGGUUAAUAAUGUGUACUUGUUUAUGUUUUAUGUCUUGUAAUAGAUACCUGGGAUGAGUCCUAAGUUCCUCUGAAUAUUUCUUUUCAUUCUAAUUAAUGUGGGGUUUUACCUAAUAAAGCAAAGAUACUGUACCUCUGAAUGAUCAAUUAAAAAGACCAGUCUUUCAUCUAACAAAAAGUGUUCAAUAACUUUUCAGUCUAAGGCUUCAAAAACUAUCUUAAUGCUUUUCUCUCUUUUUGUGUUCUUUCUGCAGAACAAGGUAAAUUAAAUGUUUCCAAGGAUGACUGCUUUUAUUAUCUAGGCAAAAAAAAACAGUCUUAGGACUUGUUUUUUUUAGAAUUUAAUUUUUACUAUAUUGGAUCCACACAUUACACAGUUCUAAAAUCAAUUCAAAACGAAGAAAAAUAUUUUUUUCUUUGGUCCUUCAGUGGUCAGUAUUUUGGGUGAAAUGUUUUAUUAAAGAUUAUUUGUAUUUAUGUUUAAUAAUGUGAAUUUCCACAGCACUGAACACACUUAUUAGUGUCUAAUGCUGGGCACGCUAAUGUUUGUUUGCCGGACUCGUCUCCUGGUAGCGGAUAUUAAUUUGUUUAGUAUUUAUAAACAUCAGAAUUUGAAACUGAGUGAUUUAUUGCCUGCAGUGAUCAUAUAUUAGAAGUCUAGGUUUUAUAAUAUAUUGACUUGAUGCCACAAGUGCCCCUGCUUUUAGAUAUAUAUUUUUUCCUAAGUUUCUAGUUAUUUCAGAACAGAAUGUAGUGUGGUUUAUGAGAUGUGAGUAACUACCUUGCAUGGAUUAUCUGUGCCAAGAUGAAUAAAACAGUCUAGUAAUAAAAGCAAUGUGCAAAUACA
Lepidothrix coronata (blue-crowned manakin) is the source of this 5688-nucleotide messenger RNA. RefSeq names its product LIM domain-binding protein 3-like. Gene Ontology annotation, molecular function: actin binding; muscle alpha-actinin binding. NCBI's taxonomy places the organism in Eukaryota, Metazoa, Chordata, Aves, Passeriformes, Pipridae. Gene Ontology annotation, biological process: muscle structure development; heart development; actin cytoskeleton organization. The transcript has 9 exons. Gene Ontology annotation, cellular component: adherens junction; stress fiber; filamentous actin. The coding region runs from base 145 to 1191 and encodes 348 amino acids. The record is from RefSeq and is a predicted model, not a curated record.